This is a messenger RNA of Aedes aegypti (yellow fever mosquito), 2419 nucleotides long. RefSeq lists its product as uncharacterized. The transcript has 4 exons. Bases 970 to 2115 code for a protein of 381 amino acids. NCBI's taxonomy places the organism in Eukaryota, Metazoa, Arthropoda, Insecta, Diptera, Culicidae. The record is from RefSeq and is a predicted model, not a curated record.
AGUAGUCAACAGUCAGUAGCUCACGAGUCGUUCGGAGCAACAUACGGUGUAAAUUUUACGACAUGAAAAUGCAGCUGUUUUUCUAAAACAAGACUAGAAGGAUGUGUUAUCUUCAAGAAAACAGCCAUUAGAAAAAGGGAUCCUAUGUGAAGUCGCCAAUGCCACCCCACGUAACGGUACCAUGGGAUGCUCUCCGUGGUAGCAUAGGAAAACUUCAGAACAAGUUGACUCCUGGUGGAAGGCACAUCACAUCGGCAUCCAAUUAAAAUUGUGAUACUCCGUGGAAAAUUGUGCUCGAUGGCUAUCAGCUGCCAUUUAUUGGUGAAAUAAUUGAACUUCCUUCGACUUCGAAAGUGACAGAGGACAAAGUGCCAUUUUCCGGUUUCGCAUAGAAGUGUUUUUCCACAAUCGUUGUCCAGUUUUCCUCCAAUGGCUAGGUGUGCAAUGUAAGAGAGCAUCUUUGCGCAAGAGUUUCCUUCGGCUCGACGUAGUAUCCGGGAGUUACAUAUGCAGAAUCUGCUGGAGAACAGGUCGGCAAAUAUUUUCACAUGGAUGUCUGUUGCCAGUCCGAUAAGUGAUUGCAAUGAAUAGUGUCAUUUAGAAAAAAGGAUAUCCAGGAAAAGCCUGUCGAACUAAAGAAGGAAAAUAGAAAGUGCGACUGUGAAAAUGGUGAUUCACCCAAAGGAUAUACGUCUACAUGCGAGUGUGAUUGUGUAAUUAGGUAGACCUCGUCGCCGCACAGUUGAGAGAUUAUUACGUGGCCAAGCAGCCGAGAAGCGGAUCGAUUCGGAAAAGUGAAAGGAGCAUUACCGUCGAAUUAAAGUGCUAUUGGUGGCUGGAAGAGGAAGAACGAGCAGUUACAGAGCGGACUAAUUAUCUGCAGCAUAAAGAUUAGGGAUUACCGACGACGCCUCUAGAAGAACUCUCACAUCGGUGUGGAGUGAAACUGCACACCGUUUGGCCCGCCAAAUGACGUCACCGAAGAACUGUAUCAGCACCACAAGCAUUGUAACCAGUGCCCCAACGACAGCAACCAACAGUUGCACCGCUAGUACCGCCAACACCAUCAGCACCAGCCAAAUCCCGUCCGCCCUGACCGUUUCGAGCCGUAUUUUGCGGUCGCCUUCGCACGAGAGCUUCUCCACGGACCUGUCGCUCAUCUCGAUUUCCGUCUCGUCGAUGGCGUCGGAAGCGACCAGCGUGUUGAAUCGCUCCAGCAGCUGCCUGCUGACCAAAACCAUGGAGGACAAGCUGGGAAAUCUGAUGCAAAAGGAUGCCAAAAAGAAUCGCUCUUCUACGCUCACCGAGAAAUGGAGUGAAAGCAACGAUCUGAUUCGCAACUGUGCCACGCUCUCGGCUGCCCUCGGCAUCCACAAGAGCUUCAGCACAACGGACAUCUACCAGUUGCCGUCCGAUCAGCACAACCUCGGGGGAAGACUGUCGACGUCUGAGCUGGCCUUGACUCCGUUCCAGAAGGCCGGCUAUCUGUUCGACCAUCCUCGCCUCGACCACACGUCCCGUUCCUACUCAACAUGGGUCGCUGUGGGAGAGUUAGCCACCACGUCACAACUGCCUUCGCCCCAUGGCGGACAAUCCUCGAACCAGGUGCCCACGAUAUGCAAUACCACUCCAACGCCGAGCUUCACCGUGUCCGACUUGAUCAGCUCGGUGAACAAGAAAAUUCGCCAAAAUUACAUCCGAAGGCGUUUGUACAACACGUACCGUGCCAUCGAAAGACUGUCCCAAAGUGAGUUCAACCUGGAUCGCUUGGAGGCGGCUGCGUUCGCUGCCAACAACUUCAGCAACCCGGGGCCAACGGAACUCGUCGUACCUACAACUCAUGCUUCCGCAUCACCGGUCGGUGGUAAGUCCGUCAAUUUGGAUUCCAGUCCAGUGGCUACGGGUUCGGUCAGCCCAGCCGUUACACCCGCACCGAUGGCGGCACCAUCAUCGAAAAAAUAUUCCAGCAGCCACAAGUCGAGCGCCAAGAAGAAUCUCACAUUUUUGGACAUUGAAAGCGAACGGGGUAAGCCACUGUCCAAGUACGAGCGCCACAUGCUUAUCUUCAAUUGGUUACAUACGAUCGACGAUUCGCCCGCGGAGAUCGAGAAUUGAUUGAUCUAGGUGUAAAGGUGAUCAGUCGGCUUCUGUUGAAUUGAACCGUAAGUUAGUGUUUUUUGUACAGACAGUCAGAAAGACGGACAAACAAAGAAAUUCUCGAUGUUCAACUUCAUUAACUGUUAUUUGUAACGUUACACAUCAAAUUGUGGCAACAAAGAUUAACAAUUUCAAAGAACAAAGUAUUUGAAUAAAGCGCAUAUAACACGUACAUAACAGGAACAAAAAAACAUAGAUGUCGUGUCAUGGAUGAUGGUUAACUCAAUGCUUGGCCAAAAUUUGGUCAAUCCAAGCCAACACA